UUUUACAGCUCAUUUAUGUCUCCAUUGCAAAUUUGAGAUGCCGGGACGAUUUCUCCGUUGCCCUUGAAAGAGAAAACAGAGAGAGAAAGAUCUGGAAAAUUGAGAGGUAGAUCCCAAAGGAAGAAGAAGUGUAUCUGAUCAGUAAACCGGAAUGGCAAUGCACGGGAUGAGAGGGCUCGCAAUUUUCAUCAGCGACGUUCGGAAUUGCCAGAACAAAGAGCUAGAACGCUUACGCGUCGAUAAAGAGCUCGGCAACAUCCGUAAUCGAUUCAAAAAAGAAAAGGGAUUGACACCAUAUGCUAAGAAGAAAUAUGUUUGGAAAAUGCUUUACAUUUACAUGCUGGGUUAUGACGUCGAUUUUGGUCAUAUGGAAGCUGUUUCCUUGAUAUCUGCACCAAAGUAUCCAGAAAAGCAGGUGGGAUACAUUGUGACAUCAUGUUUGCUCAAUGAAAAUCAUGAUUUUCUGAGACUAGCCAUCAACACUGUACGCAAUGAUAUAAUUGGUCGAAAUGAGACUUCUCAGUGCCUGGCAUUAACCUUGGUUGGGAAUAUUGGUGGGAGAGAAUUUGCUGAGUCUUUGGCACCUGAUGUUCAAAAGUUAAUUCUGUCUAGCAGCUGCAGACCACUUGUACGGAAAAAAGCUGCAUUAUGUUUACUGCGAUUGUUUAGGAAAAGUCCCGAUGUUGUCAAUGUUGAUGGCUGGGCGGAUCGGAUGGCUCAGCUUUUAGAUGAGCGUGAUCUUGGUGUUUUGACAGCUUCUAUGAGCCUUCUUGUUUCUUUGGUCUCAAAUAAUCAUGAAGCUUAUUGGACUUGCCUUCCAAAGUGUGUAAAAAUAUUGGAACGCCUUGCAAGGAACCAAGAUGUUCCACAGGAAUAUACUUAUUAUGGUAUCCCAUCUCCCUGGUUGCAGGUUAAGACAAUGAGGGCUCUUCAGUAUUUUCCUACCAUUGAAGAUCCAAAUUCGAGAAGGACAUUAUUUGAGGUCCUACAACAUAUAUUAAUGGGAACAGAUGUUGUGAAAAAUGUUAACAAGAAUAAUGCAUCACAUGCUGUCCUAUUUGAAGCCCUUGCUCUUGUCAUGCAUCUUGAUGCUGAAAAGGAGAUGUUGUCUCAGUGUGUUGCCCUUCUUGGGAAAUUCAUUGCUGUUCGUGAACCAAAUAUUAGAUAUCUUGGUUUGGAAAAUAUGGCUAGGAUGCUAAUAGUUACUGAUGUGCAAGAGAUUAUAAAAAGACAUCAGGCACAAAUUAUCACAUCAUUGAAGGAUCCUGAUAUCAGUAUCUGUAGGCGAGCUCUUGAUUUGCUUUAUGGUAUGUGUGAUGUAACAAACGCAAAGGACAUUGUUGAAGAAUUGUUGCAGUAUCUGAGCUCAGCUGAUUUCACAAUGCUUGAGGAAUUGUCACUCAAAGCUGCCAUUCUUGCUGAGAAGUUUGCUCCUGAUCUGUCAUGGUAUGUAGAUGUGAUUCUUCAGUUGAUUGAAAAGGCAGGAGACUUCAUUAGUGAUGACAUAUGGUUCCGUGUUGUGCAGUUUGUUACUAACAACGAUGACCUACAGACUUAUGCAGCUGCAAAAGCGAAAGAGUAUCUUGACAAGCCCGCUGUACAUGAAAAAAUGGUCAAGGUCUGUGCUUAUAUUCUUGGAGAAUACAGCCACCUUCUGGCUAGACGACCUGGGUGUACUCCAAAAGAAAUCUUUAGCAUCAUACAUGAGAAGCUUCCUACAGUAAGAACUACUACCAUUCCUAUUCUUCUAUCAGCUUAUGCUAAGAUCUUAAUACACACUCAGCCACCUGAUCAAGUACUGCGAAAUCAAAUUUGGGCAGUAUUCACCAAAUAUGAGAGCUGCAUUGACGCAGAGAUACAACAACGAGCUGUUGAAUAUUUUGCAUUGAGUCGGAAAGGUGCUGCUCUAAUGGAUAUUUUGGCUGAAAUGCCUAAAUUUCCUGAGCGUCAGUCUUCGUUGAUCAAAAAGGCUGAAGAUGCUGAGGGUGGCACUGCAGAGCAAAGUGCCAUCAAGUUGCGUGCUCAACAGCAACCAUCAAAUGCUUUAGUUGUAACUAACCAACACCCUGCUAAUAGGGCACCACCACCAGUUUCUGUUGGCCAGCUUAGCCUGGUUAAAGCACCCAGCAUGGAUGAUACUGAGGAUCAUUCAAUAGAGCGAGCUCCUUCUCAGGAAAAUGUAAAUAUAAGCAAAGUAGAUCCACAAGCGCCUUCGGCAGACCUCCUUAGUGAUCUUCUGGGUCCACUGGCUAUUGAGGGCCCUCCUGGUGCUGCUGUUCAAUAUGAGCAUAAUGCAACCCCUGGAUUGGAUAGUGGUCCAGAUGCUUCAGCCAUAGUACCUGUAGCAGAGGAGACAAAUACAAUUCAGCCGAUAGUAAAUAUUGCCGAAAGAUUCCGUGCUUUGUGCUUCAAAGAUAGCGGUAUUCUAUACGAAGACCCUUACAUUCAGAUUGGCAUCAAAGCAGAGUGGCGAGCUCAUCAUGGGCGUCUUGCUCUUUUCUUAGGAAACAAGAAUACAUCUCCUCUCAUUUCAGUUCAGGCUUUGAUAUUGCCUCCUGCUCAUUUGAAGAUGGAGCUUUCAUCAGUGCCUGACACCAUACCUCCUCGAGCACAGGUGCAAUUCCCACUUGAGGUUGUAAAUCUUCAGCCAAGCAGGGAUGUAGCUGUUCUUGACUUUUCCUACAAGUUCGGAACCAAUAAGGUUAACAUCAAACUUCAUCUUCCUGCUUUGCUGAAUAAGUUUCUUCAGCCCAUAUCGGUUUCUACUGAGGAGUUUUUCCCCCAAUGGAGAUCACUUGCAGGACCACCAUUGAAGCUUCAGGAAGUUGUUAGAGGUUUAAGACCAAUGGCUCUUACGGAAAUGGAAAAUCUACUCCACAGUUUUGGACUAAUGAUUUCUCAAGGGCUUGAUCCAAAUCCUAAUAAUCUAGUUGCCAGCACAAUCUUCUGCUCGGAGAAAACACAUGGCAUGCUCUGCUUGGUCAGAAUUGAAACAGAUCCAGCGGACAGAACUCAGUUGCGUAUGACACUUGCUUCAGGCGAUCCUACAUUAACAUUCGAGUUGAAAGAAUUCAUCAAAGAACAACUGGUUAGCAUUACUACAGUUACUCCAGCACCUCCUGCAGCUCCUCCGACCCCCCAAAUACUGUCAAGCGAUCCCGCUGCACUACUAGCUGGUUUGCUAUCUUGAAAACAAAGAGGACCAAACUCGAAGAUUUGUUCAAUAUGCACUUUAACAAAACUUGAUUUUAACAGCCGGCACACGCACACCCACCCACUGCCCUUAGGCUUAUACAGUUAAAUCCCAGUGCGCUGUGCGGGGCUGGUGGAAGCAAAGAUCGGGUUAGCAAAGAAGGGCAGAUCUAAAUUUUUUGAUUCUUCACAAGGAUAUUGCAACUUGGUGAGUUUUUUCCUCCCUCUUUUAGUGUCUUAUGGGAGAGGUUUUUUUUUU
This is a messenger RNA of Hibiscus syriacus, 3451 nucleotides long. Its product is annotated as AP-2 complex subunit alpha-1-like. Lineage: Eukaryota; Viridiplantae; Streptophyta; Magnoliopsida; Malvales; Malvaceae. Bases 152 to 3190 code for a protein of 1012 amino acids. Gene Ontology annotation, molecular function: clathrin-cargo adaptor activity. Gene Ontology annotation, biological process: clathrin-dependent endocytosis; intracellular protein transport. The transcript is spliced from 27 exons. Gene Ontology annotation, cellular component: membrane coat; AP-2 adaptor complex. The record is from RefSeq and is a predicted model, not a curated record.